AUGGCCACAGUAGCCAGCCAGCCAGGAGAAACUGUAGAGACCACACUGCAGCUACACUUCCUCACUAGCCCGCAGCCCGGGGCUGUCCCGCGGCUUGGGUGGCGCUCGGGUCCCUUCGCCCGCAGCAAUCCUACGAGCCGCGGCCGCUCGAUCCCCCCGGAGGCGGCGGGCAGGUGCGGGAGCUCGGCGCGGGCUCCCCAUGGACUCCGCGUGCAAAGUGCCGCACACUUGGAUGCGCGUAAACACGCCGGCUCCGGAGCGUACCUGGAAAGGUGUUUCGCCUGCCGUGAGCGAGUUCUAGGAUGGGACCCGGAGCACCGCGCGUGGGGACACGCGCAGCGCACACGGCGAGAGGGGUUUGGUGAAAACGCAAAGCUGAAAUUGAAGUUUGUGCGCCCAAAUGUGCGACUUGUCCGAGGGGUCUAUCGGGAAGGUUUGAUGGAUCAGUUCUCAUUGCGCGAAAAUAAAGCCAUAGACAGAAUGAAUGUUCACUAAGUGUGCACCGCGGGGUGAUAUCCACGGGAGUUUAUAUUCUCUACUUUCUGCAUGCGUCUGGCACGUGAAGGCGAUUUCUGAAGUACAGUUUGGCUGCCCAAUAAUAUCAAAAUGUGGCUGCGGGAGCGCCGAGGAUUUUUAAAAUACUGCGGUGACUUUCCUGAGUCUUUCAAAAAACUGGGCCGUAAGAGGCAGCCUUCCUUUUAAUUCUAACAUAUAUCUUGAAUCUCUGCUUUUCUGUUACUAUCUUUAAAAAUACUUUGCAACCUUCUUUGGUGAAAGGUUCUAGUUUCAAGUUGUCAAAACAUUUGGAAACAUAUGUAUUCUUGUCAAGCAGUGGUCUUCCUUUAAGUGCUUCAACAUAAAUUUUCAAAGUAUCAUUUGAAGUAAUCUUCACAGCUAUAGACUGUGCCGCCUAACAAACUCGUUCAGCCAAGGUCAAUGACUCUCCCCUGAUGGGCCCCUCCCUGGAGGCGGCACUCGGUUACCUGUUCUGACAGGCAUAGCUGGAAGAGUGGAAAGGCCACCAAAGAAAAGUCUAUGGAGUUGCAAAAGCCCUUUCUACCAGAAAAGUUCAAAGCCUGAGCCUGGGUGUCCCCGGAGCUAUUGUCACUUAUAAAAGAGGGAGUGUUAGAUUAAACAGUGUCACCUGAUGGGAAUGUAGAUUACACUGGGUUUCCAAAACACUUCUGUCCAGUUCAGGGAAACUGCACUGAGGAAGAGAAAGAGGAGGCCUGGUUCAGUCCUUCAGCUGCCCAGAGCAUUUAGUAUCUUACCAUUGUGUAAGAACUGCCCACUGGUAUGCUGUUUGCUCAACAUAAACCUCACAGUGCAAUGCAGGUUCUUUGUUGGAAACACCCACUAGGAUGGUGGGAUGGGUGGGGAAAGCUGAUUCCCAGAGCCCUGGACCUAGACAACCACUACAAGAAAAUCAAGCCACACUUUGAGUGGAUAAGGAUGCUCCCCAGUCUUUCCAAGUGAUUCCUAGCCUCCCAGGAGACACCUCUUCCAAAGACCCAGCUUCUUCAAGGUGUUCUCUGUCCACUGGACAAGGAGGGGGAGAAUCUGUUCGUUAAGUGCACUGUCUUAGGACAUAAACUACUUUAUUUGAAUGGCUUGACAGAAAUUACACAGUUGGGGGCCUGUACCUUAAACUUGCU
Molecule: messenger RNA, 1655 nt
Organism: Mus pahari (shrew mouse)
Lineage: Eukaryota; Metazoa; Chordata; Mammalia; Rodentia; Muridae
Exons: 2
Coding region: 1-495 (164 amino acids)
Source: RefSeq, a predicted model, not a curated record